UUUUAAUUCAGCUGCUGAACAGCUGCUGAACUCACGACUAUGUAUGAAUAUAUCAUUACUUUCAUGUCAAGAACAUCAAGCGAAAAAUGCUGGCAACAAAUGUUCACGCUGAGAGAAAAACUUCAACUUCAAAAUAUACUUCAACUGGUGGAGAUAUGCUUGGUAAUUCCAAUUUCAAACGCUGAGGUAGAGAGGGUGUUCUCGGGAUUUACAAAGAUGAUGACACGUGAUAGAUUGUCCUUGAAAAACGAAAGUCAAGAAGCUAUUCUGCGUGUUCGUGGUGAUCGAAACUUCAAACCAUCGAGAUACGAUAAAGCGGUUACUAUGUUUUUAAACCAAUAUCCAAAUGGUGAAGUCAGGAAAAGAGCUCGAAGACUCGAUGGUCACAAAUUCCAUCGAAGAAGAAGAGCAAAAAAAGUCCUUCCUGUAAUUGUUCCACUCAGUGAUGACGAUGGGAAGAGCGACGAUGAUGAUUGCAACCAAAAUCCACAACAAGAGCUUGUUAACCUUUCUGACAUAUCCAGUGAUGAAUCACAAUGGUCCGAGUCUGAUUCCGAUGACGAAUAAUGCAAGAGUUUGCUAAAAAACAUUGUUUUUUUAUAUUACGUGUAGCAAUAAGUAUCACCACAGGCUGAAAAAAAAGCAUUUUAAUAAACACUAUCUUUUCAGAUAUGACGGGUCCCUCAACGGAUGCUUAAUCGCCUUUCAAGGCUUUUUUUACAUAAUGCAGACAUACAUAUCCACGAUGUGUUACGACUGCUCCGCCUGUAAGUGCAUCAUGCAAACUUGAUUCAUCCGUGCUUCGUCGGCGUUCACCUCCGUACGAGUUAGGAACCGCAUGGCCUGUAUAUCUUCCGUGAGACCGAGGCUACCAACCACGAAGGGGCCGGGCUGUUGAUAUCUGUGUCUACGUAGUUCCUAAUUAGGCCAGGAGUCGGUGAAUUAGCUAGGAUGAACUUGUUGGCUUUGUACAGUCACACACGUGGUUCGUGUGCCAAAAAGAGAGGUCGUGCGAAGCGAAGAUUUUCAGUUCUAAGAAUAGGUACAGGGGCUUCGAUAUGUCCAACACGUCGGUGGGGAAA
This is a messenger RNA of Hydractinia symbiolongicarpus, 1082 nucleotides long. RefSeq lists its product as uncharacterized. Gene Ontology annotation, molecular function: protein dimerization activity. Lineage: Eukaryota; Metazoa; Cnidaria; Hydrozoa; Anthoathecata; Hydractiniidae. The coding region runs from base 40 to 567 and encodes 175 amino acids. The record is from RefSeq and is a predicted model, not a curated record. The transcript has 2 exons.